GCCAGGCGAAGAGAGGCCGCGCACGCGCCUUGACCUGUCUCGCGCAACUUUCCCGGCGGCCCUUGGGAGGUUCUCUUGCCUCGGCCGGCUUGGGCGACCCGCGCGCGUUCUCGUCUCUCUCCUCCAACGGCCGCCGCGUGAGCACGCGCCCGCCCUCCCGGCGCCUCUAAGGGCGCGAUCGAAGGCUCCCACGCCCCCCGCUCGUGCUUUCCUCUGGCCCCGCCCCUUCCCGCGACCCCCCACCCGGCGCCGGGAGAUGUGAUGAGGAGUCCGGAGCGGUUCCUGAGCAGGCUGCCAACCUCUCCGUCCUGGAUGUGGCCGGUGGAUCCGGGACCCUACAGCUGACACAGUGACAAAAGCUGCCGAGCUUGGAGGUGGAGUAGGCGCGUAACCCACAGGAAGGAGACAUGGAGAGAGCGGGCGAGGCAUACGUGAACCGCGGCGAGGAAGAUGAGAUGGAAAUCUCUGCCUACAGCCCCUGCUGCUGGAAGCUGGUGCUGGUCUCGCUGGGUACGGUGUGCAGUGGAGGUUUCCUCCUCCUCUUCCUCUAUUGGCUGCCAGAGCUGAGUGUCAAGUGGACCUGCCGUACUGUGCCACUGCGGGAUGCCUGGGUCGUGCUGCUGAGGACCACGGAUGAGUUCCAGACUUGGUCCAGGGUCCGGGUGCAUUCCCUCUUUGCCCCCGGAUCCAGCCCCUUGGGCUUCCCCCAGGUGUCGGAGAGCAAGAGGCCUCUGUGCCAGGCCAGCCAGCUGGAGGACUGGGAUUGUGAGGAGGGGCUUCUCCCCCAGCACGCACGUGGUGGGGAGCAGGCAGAGACCCGCUUCUUCGUUCACCACAACAUGCGCUACCUCUGGAGUGUCGAAUCCCAGUCUUUCCAGCGGCUCAGGGCCCUGGACCUUGGGCUGCCUUGCUCUGCCCUGCAUGCCCUCCACGGGGCUGGCCUCCCUCGCAGCAUCCAGGACUACCGGAGGCUUUUCUAUGGAGCCAACCAAAUUGACGUGCAAGUGCCUUCCCUCCCCAAACUUCUCAUCAAGGAAGUGCUGAAUCCCUUCUACAUUUUCCAAGUCUUCAGCAUGGUGCUGUGGUCCCUGGACAACUAUUACCUGUACGCCUCUGCCAUCCUCUUCAUGUCGCUCGUAUCAGUCUGUUCCUCCCUCUACACCAUCCGGAAGCAAUACAUCCUCCUGCACGACAUGGUUGCUGCACACAACACCAUCCGGGUGGCAGUGUAUCGAGGGCCAUACGAGACGGAGGAGAUCUUUUCCACAGAGCUGGUGCCGGGUGAUGUUUUGCUGGUGCCUCCGGAGGGCCUGACCGUGCCGUGCGAUGCAGUGCUGCUGAGUGGCACGGCCAUUGUCAACGAGAGCAUGCUCACCGGCGAGAGUGUCCCUGUGACCAAGACAGCCUUGCCUGGCCCUGCCCAAGGGGGCAGGGGGCCGCUCCAGGAUCCACCCUAUGAGCCAGAGGAGCACAAACGGCACACACUCUUCUGUGGCACUUCCGUCAUCCAAACACGGUACUACUCUGGGGAGGCUGUACGGGCGCUGGUCAUCCGGACAGGUUUCUCCACCUCCAAGGGGCAGCUGGUCUGCUCAAUUUUGUUCCCGAAGCCGACAGAUUUCCGCCUGUACAGAGAUGCCUACCAUUUCCUGCUGUGCCUGGUCGGUGUGGCUGGAAUUGGCAUGCUGUAUUCGGUGAUCCGCAGUGUGCAGCAGGCGGAGCCAGUUGGCCGCGUCAUACUGGAGUCCCUUGACAUCCUGACCAUCACAGUGCCCCCUGCACUGCCAGCGGCCAUGACUGCUGGGGUGGUGUACGCCCAGCGGCGCCUGCGUGGGCAGCAGAUCUUCUCCAUCAGCCCCCAGCGCAUCAACAUUUGUGGGCAGCUCAACUUGAUGUGCUUUGACAAGACAGGAACCUUGACUGAGGACGGGCUUGACUUCUGGGGGUUUGUACAAGCACAAGAUGGCUGCUUCCUCCCGGCAGGGCAGGACAUCCGAGCACCCAACCUGACUGGCUCGCCCUUUGUUGCCACCAUGGCAGCCUGCCACUCACUCACCACCAUUGGGGGAUGUCUCUCGGGGGAUCCCCUUGACCUCAAGAUGUUCGAGGCUACCGGCUGGGUCCUGGAGGAGCCCACUCAAGAAGAGACAGCCCUGCAUGACCAAAUCCAGCCCACGGUUGUGCACCCACCGGAUCAAACACCCCCUGAAACCUCGGAGGGAAUUCCUGAGGAUGAGGCACUCAUGGAGUUGAUGAAAGCCUACCAGAUUGGCAUCCUGGUGCAGUUCCCCUUCUCCUCGAGCCUGCAGCGCAUGAGCGUCGUGACCCGUACGCUGGGGCAGAAGCGCCUGGUGGCCUACAUGAAGGGAGCACCUGAGACGGUGGGCAGCCUCUGCCGCAAGGAGACGGUUCCAGACACCUUCUCUGCAGUGCUGGAAUCCUACACGCGACGGGGGUUGCGCGUCAUCGCGCUGGCAAGCCGGCAGCUGGAGAAGAAGUACACCUGGCACAAAGUCCAGCACAUCAGCAGAGACCUCAUCGAGUGCAACAUGGAGUUCUUGGGCCUUGUCAUCCUCCAGAACAAGCUAAAGCCUGAGACGGUGCCGGUUCUGGCUGAGCUGCACAGAGCUCGCAUCCGCCUUGUCAUGGUGACAGGAGAUAAUCUGCUGACGGCCAUUUCCGUGGGCCAUGAGUGUGGCAUGAUCCCGGCCAAGGGGAAAGUGAUUUUGACUGAAGCCCUGCCCCCCAGGGACGGGCAGCCAGCCACCAUCAACUGGCAGUAUGCGGACGAGCUCUCCACGCUGGAAAUCUCGGACAAGGCCAGCAAGGAGGAGAUCAAGCUGAUGUUGGACGAAGAGGAGGCGCCGCCUCCUGCACCUCGGCCAGGUGUCCCAGAUUCCAGUUACCACUUUGCCAUCACUGGGAGGUCCUUCUCGGUCAUCUUAGAUCAUUUCCCAGAUCUCCUCCCGAAGUUGCUCCUCUGUGGCACCAUCUGUGCCCGGAUGGCCCCAGACCAGAAGACGCAGCUGGUGGAAGCCUUGCAGAAGAUGGACUACUACGUGGGCAUGUGUGGGGAUGGUGCCAACGAUUGCGGGGCUUUGAAGCGGGCUCAUGCAGGCAUCUCCCUCUCUGAGUUAGAGGCCUCCGUGGCUUCGCCUUUCACUUCCAAGACACCCAACAUCUCCUGCGUCCCAGACCUCAUCCGGGAAGGCCGCGCUGCCCUCGUGACCUCCUUCUGCGUCUUCAAGUUCAUGGCCCUGUACAGCAUCAUCCAGUACCUCAGCGUCCUGCUUCUCUACUCGACUCUGGGCAACCUGGGAGACGUGCAGUACCUCUUCAUUGAUGUGGCCAUCAUCAUGUCUCUGGCCUUCACCAUGAGUCUGAACAGAGCUUGGGGGGAGCUGGUCCCCCAGCGGCCGCCCACCAGCCUGGUUUCUCCGCAGCUGCUGCUGUCCGUCUUCACCCAGAUCCUUCUCUCUCUGGGCUUCCAGGUGGGGGCUUUUCUCCUCGUCCAGGAACAGCCUUGGUACCGCAGUGGAGAGAAUGGGGCCUGUGGCCUUGCUUCCAACAGCACAGCCCUGAUGAACGUCACAGCAGGGCCAAAGCCCGAGGCAGAGGACGGCGAGGCUGACUCCGUGUGCAGCUUUGAAAACACCACCCUCUUCUACGUCUCCUGCUUCCAGUACGUCGCUGUGGCUCUGGCUUUUGCCAAGGGACGACCCUUCCGGCAGCCCACCCGGACCAACGGUUUCUUUGUCGCCUCCCUCAUUGCCACCUCCGGCUUCCUGCUCUUCCUCCUGCUCUGGCCGAUCCCUGCCCUGGACAGGUUCUUUGAGCUGGCUUGCAUCCCGUUUGACUGGAGACUCAUCCUCCUGGUUUUGGCGCUUAGCAACCUGGUGCUGUCCCUGUCCCUCGAGAACUUCAUCUGUGAUUGUGACAUCCUGUGGCAGUGCAUUUGCUAUACGAGGCAGAAGUACGAGUCUCCAGCCCAGGGCACCUGCCCUCAGCUGGAGCUGGAUGAGAUGGCCCCUGGGCACUCCUGCCGCCGGCAGGCGUCUCCCCGGGCCAAGUACCAGCGCCUGGCCCAGGAGCUGCGCUUCGAUCCAGACUGGCCUCCGCAGCCGCAGACGAGCACCAAAGCCCAGGUGCCUCCUGCCGAGAGCAGCACGUGACGGCGCUGGACCCAGCAGAUGGGGAUUGGCGUGGGAGGAAGGCUGUUCAUCGUCUGGCCUUUUGGUACGGCUCCAGGCAGGCUAUAAAGGCUGCAGUCCUUGCUGGGAAGUACCUUCCAAAAAUACUAAUUCUGCACCUUCCUAGCAGGAGCUGCGCUAAAGGGAGGAGAAAAGGCUCGUGGGAACUGUAGUUUAUAAGCUGCUAUUAUUUAUGUAAGGUGGCUGCAUCGACGUGUCCCUCUCCCCCAAGCCAUUCAGUAUUCAGCCCUUACGUUCUCUCUCAUCCCCCUCCCCCCUCCCAGCCAUCAUAAUCCUCCAAAUGGCCUCUGAGCGGUACCAGUAAUUAGUAUUACUUUGUUAAUUACCUCCAGGGAUUGGGGAUGGAGUUAGCCAGAGGGCUGAUCUUUGGGGGUCUCUGCUCACAGGACACCCCCCCCCAAAACCUUCCUGGCAAGUGGUGAGAGCCGGAGGAGCUGACCCCUCUUUCCGGAGUGAGGAGGAGCAGCCCUUGGCUGUGGCCUCCAAAAAGGGGCUUUUAAAACAUCGUCUUUCACUAUUUUGUUAAAAGACAAGAAAUAAAGAUGAUUGUAUAGAACUUUUAAA
Messenger RNA from Rhineura floridana, 4775 nucleotides. Its product is annotated as polyamine-transporting ATPase 13A3-like. The coding region runs from base 408 to 4172 and encodes 1254 amino acids. Gene Ontology annotation, biological process: polyamine transmembrane transport; intracellular calcium ion homeostasis. Lineage: Eukaryota; Metazoa; Chordata; Lepidosauria; Squamata; Rhineuridae. Gene Ontology annotation, molecular function: ATP binding; polyamine transmembrane transporter activity; ATP hydrolysis activity. The transcript is spliced from 33 exons. The record is from RefSeq and is a predicted model, not a curated record. Gene Ontology annotation, cellular component: late endosome membrane.